Messenger RNA from Daldinia vernicosa, 908 nucleotides. RefSeq lists its product as uncharacterized. The record is from RefSeq and is a predicted model, not a curated record. Lineage: Eukaryota; Fungi; Ascomycota; Sordariomycetes; Xylariales; Hypoxylaceae. The transcript has 2 exons. The coding region runs from base 166 to 741 and encodes 191 amino acids.
CUUACUUGUAUAUAGAUGCCUAUAUAACUAGAUAGUAUAUACCGCGCCCUUCAUUUAUUACCGUUACCUACUUUCUUUUACUUCUCAGUCGCUCCUUUGCUCACGCUUAUUGCAGACUCUAUCUGCUUUCCACUCGUUGAAUUCCCCGUCGCGGUCUAAUUCAAAAUGAUUUUCCCGUCCAAGUUUUCCAUCCAAACCCUUGCGCUCGUGGCUGGCUUUUGCGCCGUGUCCGCGAGACGUUUACCGAACCUGCAUCGUCCGUAUAUCGCGGCCGCGAACCAAGUCGAGAGCCAUGUUGAGUCGCGCACCACUGGCACCGGACCUAAGGGUUUCCUUACGCUUGACGAUAGGGCGCAUGUUGAGGGCUUCCAUGCUGCGUCCGUGCACAGCGCUUCCACGGCCGCGGGCGAGAGCUUUAGUGCUUGCUUAGAGGAUACCACAGCUUCUGUGGCCGACUGCCAGGCCGUCAUUGGCGAUAUCCGAGCCAACAACGGCACCAUCAAGGUAGCCGGGGGAUUCUGCUUGAACUGGUGGGAGGGCGGUUGUCUUGGCCGGGUGUGCGGUGGUAAGAGCCAGGAGGUUUUCUCGGAAGAUUCGCAGUGGAUCGCGAACACAAUGACUGCCUCGAUUCUCAACACGUGUGUCGCCGAGGGCAAAAGCGGUGCGGCGGCGGAUUGUGCGGAUGUUAGUACUACGUGUGGGACGUACAAGCUGUCGCUGCAGGCGUACACCGGUAUCUAAGUGUCGAGUCGGGUGUGCCGUUCUAUUAUUAGGUUGUUAUGGGAUCUGCGAAGCUUGAGGGUGUUCGGUUUACUCGGUAGCGAAUAUUCUAAAUACCUAACCUACCUAGUAGUAGUAAGAGGAUGGCAUCGUUUUUGAUAGUGGAUAUACUUGACCUAUUAUAAUAA